Messenger RNA from Mus pahari (shrew mouse), 945 nucleotides. Its product is annotated as olfactory receptor 1537-like. The transcript has a single exon. Gene Ontology annotation, molecular function: olfactory receptor activity; G protein-coupled receptor activity; odorant binding. The record is from RefSeq and is a predicted model, not a curated record. The coding region runs from base 1 to 945 and encodes 314 amino acids. Lineage: Eukaryota; Metazoa; Chordata; Mammalia; Rodentia; Muridae. Gene Ontology annotation, biological process: G protein-coupled receptor signaling pathway; sensory perception of smell. Gene Ontology annotation, cellular component: membrane.
AUGGAGGAUAGGACAGCAGGAAACCACUGCACAAUGAAUGAGUUCUUCUUAGCUGGACUCUCAGAGAAGCCAGAACUCCAGCUUCCCCUAUUCAUCCUCUUUAUAGGAAUCUAUCUGAUCACUGUAGCAGGGAACUUGGGCAUGAUCAUACUGAUUGAGCUCAGUUCCAACCUACACACACCCAUGUACUUUUUCCUCAGCAGUCUGUCCUUCAUUGACUUCUGUCAGUCCACAGUUGUUACCCCUAAAAUGCUAGUGAGUUUUGUGACAGAAAAGAAUCUCAUCUCCUACCCUGGAUGCAUGGCUCAGCUCUACUUCUUCACCACUUUUGGCAUUGCAGAGUGCCACACAUUAGCUGCAAUGGCAUAUGACCGAUAUGUUGCCAUCUGUAAUCCUCUGCUUUACAAUGUAACCAUGUCCUAUCAGAUGUACUGUUCUCUUGUUUCAGGGAUAUAUGUUUUUGGUUUGUUCUGCGCAUCUGUAAGCACUGGCUUCAUGAUUAGGAUUAAGUUCUGCAACUUAGAUGUGAUUAACCACUAUUUCUGUGAUCUUCUUCCCCUCUUGAAACUUGCAUCCUCUAAUACCUAUAUCAAUGAAAUAUUGACUCUAUUUUUAGGUACAUUAAAUAUCUUUAUCCCGAUGCUGACCAUUAUUACUUCCUACGUCUCCAUUAUUGGCAGGAUCCUCCACAUUCAUUCCAGGGAAGGCAAGUCCAAAGCCUUCAGUACUUGUAGUUCCCACAUCUCUGCUGUUGCUAUCUUCUAUGGUUCUGCUGCAUUCAUGUACUUACAGCCAUCAUCAGUGAGUUCGAUGAACCAAGGGAAAGUGUCCUCUGUGUUUUAUACUACUGUUGUGCCCAUGCUGAACCCAUUAAUCUACAGCCUGAGGAAUAAGGAUGUCAGUGUUGCACUGAAGAAAAUACUUGAAAGAAAAAAAUUCAUAUAA